Messenger RNA from Amorphotheca resinae ATCC 22711, 1500 nucleotides. RefSeq lists its product as hypothetical. The transcript has 3 exons. The record is from RefSeq and is a predicted model, not a curated record. Bases 157 to 1407 code for a protein of 416 amino acids. NCBI's taxonomy places the organism in Eukaryota, Fungi, Ascomycota, Leotiomycetes, Helotiales, Amorphothecaceae.
CGACAACCCCUCAGUCCUCAGGGCAAGGCUCUCAAGUUGGGAAGAGAACUCUUUCAUUCUAUUGUGAUCUAUACAUAAUUGUCGUAUUUCGCCUUCAAGUCUCCCAACUCGCGACCUUGUUGUGUUCGAUCUCUUGAUUCAGCUUCCAUCUUCACAAUGAGCGGCAAGUCUAUUGCCUCUUCAUCGGCACCUGGGGCCUCUCCAUCCGGCUCAUCGGCAGGUCCUCAAAGCUCACUGCGAACAAUUACCUUAAUCUUACUGCCAGUUCUAUCUCUUACUGGGGCAUUUGGCACCUGGUUUCUCUCAGACCGCAAUGGCACCUUCGCCAUGAUUGGGGAGAUCCUGACGCAAGAAACCGUUUAUUUUCCAGGGACAAAUGAUCUCCUCGUGAAAAGCUAUACUGGAAUUGAAUUUAUUGAUGCUCAGUUAGUGGUUCUGAUCACAUUCUUUGCUCCGUUUUUGGAUGUGAAAAACGUCGAGUCGACACUGUUCAGCCUGUUUGGCUUCGGUCAGUUUGGUGCUGCUUGGACCUUGUUGAUGAUGGAGAGUUUGAGGUCUGGGAAUGAAGGAAAACUUGUCAGCUUUAUUGGUAUAGUUGGCCUGAUCUUUCAAUGCAUCAGCUUCACAGUUACAAUACCCUUAUACUUAUUUGUACACCUCCUCACGUCACCGGUUGCAAGAGCAUUUACGGGGGCACAUGCCAACAGCGUUAUCCCUGUCUCGUCCCUGGAUCUUAAGAUACUCCCGCUGUCGACUAUAGUUGGGUAUAUCAUUCCAUCAAUCCUGAUGGCACUUCAAUCACCGUCAGUGGUCUCUCCAGAUGCUCACCAACUAUACAUUGCGAUUUGGCAAGCAUUCCCUCUAUGGGCUGUUCUCAUACAAUCGUCAAUCACAUUUCUCUGCAGAAUUUUCACAGAUCAAGCAUCAAAAAGCGACUCCCGUCAAUCUGUCUCCUCUGGAAUACCCUAUCUCAAUAAUGUGAAGCACGUUUACAGAUUUGUGAUCGCCUUCAGCAUAAUCACACAUAUACCGGUUAUCGCCAUCACCCUUCUGCCACCCGAGAUCUUCCCGGAUUGGGCAUCAGAUCUCAUCCAACUCUCACAUAGCAGCUUCUAUGAAGUCUAUGUGCCCUAUUUCCCCGUGCUCAGCCAUCAGGUUUCCAGCCUCGCAGAAGGAGUCCACAACUUCCUACUCUGGGAUCUAUAUGUUGGUUCAGCCUCAGUUCUGGUUUGGGCGAUUCUGUUAUAUCGAAAUGCAGCAAGUGAGAAACCCCAAGAUGGGGCCUUUUGGAAAAUUGCUUGGAAGGUCACAACAUGGACUUUGGUUUCAGGGCCAAUGGGGGCGUCUGCUAUUUUAUUGUGGGAAAGGGAUGCAAUCUUAGGACAGAAGGUCAAGCGGGGGGUAUAGGGAUCGAUAGUAUAGUCUUGGAGAGGUUGGUUCGCCAUAACGGUGAUAGUAGUCUCCAUUGUUUUAAGAGCAUGAAAACAUUCUCGUUGGCAC